This is a messenger RNA of Nematostella vectensis (starlet sea anemone), 1313 nucleotides long. RefSeq lists its product as uncharacterized. Bases 31 to 1218 code for a protein of 395 amino acids. The record is from RefSeq and is a predicted model, not a curated record. Lineage: Eukaryota; Metazoa; Cnidaria; Anthozoa; Actiniaria; Edwardsiidae. The transcript is spliced from 10 exons.
UCUGGUACGCUGAUCCUCCAAUCAUGGGCGAUGGGCCACGUAGCAAGAUUCCUAUUGGUUGGGGUCACGCUGUGUUUUCUGCACUUUACAGAAGCCGGCUUGAAGCGAGACAGAGCAAGGAAGGAGGCACUGCUUGGGAGAUUAUUGAAGAAGAGAAAUGUCGCUGAAAGCAUCAAGACUUGCCAACACUGGAAUAUUGUGUUAUCGGAUGACCCAAGCACCGCUGACAUUCUUGUGCGCCUGCAGAACGCGGCGGCGGUGGUGAAAAAGAUUUCUGUCGCACUAACCUGUUCGACUAUGAGGAAGCUGGUGGAACCCAAAGCACACUACCAAGUCAAACCGUCUGAGGUUCGUGACGUUUUGCUCUCCGUCUCUGUCCUUCCCGCUCAUUAUCAUUAUGGUAAUGAGGUUCGCAAGCACAGAUGUCUGCUGUCCACAUGGACCGAGGACUCAAGCAGUUACGUCGCGUGCAAGAUAGAGAUACCCGUUUGGCCAAACGGACUGUUCUAUUACAAGUGUAAUCAAUAUUCCAUAGGACAGCUAACUGUGACUGAAUCAACCUCAAGAAGCGGGACAAAAAUUAAACUUCUCAACACAGGCGAGGAAUCACUGUUCAUGGUAAACUCGACAUGUGAGCCCGCGAUAUCCACACUGACCCACACCAACAAGUUCAAGCGCCUUGACUCGGAAGAGGACUGGAACCUAGAUUUCCCUGCAUCCUGUGAUGGUCGAGUUGGGAUAAAUUACAAAGGGAACUGCAAGGUCCGUGUUUUUCACGUGUGCUUAAAGACCAUUACCUUCAUCAAGGAAGUCCAAUUUCCCUUUAAAGACGGUGAAAUAGAUGAGUGUGAGCACCGGAAGUCAGAAUACGCUGCUUACUCUCUGCACUGGCUUCCGGCUCUGCUGGGGGUCAAUGACAUGGCUACGGCGGUGUUGGUGCCUGUGAUCGUCUUUCUCGUCAUGGCAAUACUGAUCACCUUACUAAUCAAGUUUGUGAUGACGUCAUCCUUGCAUGGCACGUCAGCAGCCAGGCGGGAAUUCAGACAUCGCUUUCGAAGCAUCUUCAGGGCUCGCUUGAACAGAUUCACAAGUCUCGAAGAAUACAAGAAACAAAAAUGGCUGUUUAGAAUACCAAAUAUACGUGAAGCAAUGGAAAGCAUCAGGAGGAAACUUCACCAGAUGAGAAAAUCCUUGGGGACUUCAAGGCUCCCAUCAUGACUUAUAUGAAUGGACUCUAGCCAGCAAGACGCAUCGAUCGACAAGCCGUAGGAGACUUGCAAAUAAAGUGCUUCUUUGCGCAUUGAACAUAUAAA